Pecten maximus is the source of this 2685-nucleotide messenger RNA. Its product is annotated as origin recognition complex subunit 2-like. Bases 43 to 1677 code for a protein of 544 amino acids. The transcript has 13 exons. Gene Ontology annotation, biological process: DNA replication. NCBI's taxonomy places the organism in Eukaryota, Metazoa, Mollusca, Bivalvia, Pectinida, Pectinidae. The record is from RefSeq and is a predicted model, not a curated record. Gene Ontology annotation, molecular function: DNA replication origin binding. Gene Ontology annotation, cellular component: nuclear origin of replication recognition complex; nucleus.
CCUCGGUGAAGAGUUCCUCAUGUUUACCAUUUCGCGGGAAAUAUGGCGACGGGACGACCACGUAGGAAGUGUGUCUCUGUAUCUUUUGUAGGAGACGAUGACGUUGUUCAACAUAUUGUCCGGGUGGGAGACAAGAAAAGAUCAGGGCGUAAAUCAACUGGCUCAACUCCUUCCCAACGGAAAUAUUGCGCUGAUGUUCAGGACAAUGAAGACAUUACAGAGGAAAGCGAUGAAGAGGUUAUUUGCGGCGCUCCUUCCUUGUUAGAAGGUGACAAGUCUCUAGCAGGAAGUGGAAUGUUCCAGUUCCGUACACCGAAAAAGUCUGGUCAAAUGGCUGCCAAAGCUUCUGAAGCCCGUACUCCUAAGUCUAUACUGAAGACCACACUUACACAAGGUUCUUUGACUCCAUCCUCGACCAGCCGAUCUAGUAAGUCACAAAGGAAACCAGAGACGACCACCCCGUACAAACUAAGGAAACGUAACAUCACAGGAGAUGAUGACAUUGAUUCCGAGUCCAGUAUUUCUUCUGACGAGGAUGACAGUGAAGGUGAGAGUGAAACCACUUCUACAAAGCGUUCACCAUUGAGUGUAAAGGCUAUAGGAAACACUCCCAAACGGAUGCGGCCCCGGGCCCGCGAGGACGAGGAGGAGAUUCCUUCUAUGGUACAGUCCUACUUUGACAUCCAUGCAAGCUCUGCUGUUCACACGUCCGACCGAACACUAGCCCGCCUGGGCUCGGCCAAGAUGGACCAGGAGGGACUAACCAAAGUCUUACAACAAGUAACGACAGCUGAAAACUGUGAGAGUGAAAAGAUGUACCAGGAACACAGGGAGAACUUCCAUACAUGGAUGUUCCAGCUCUGUCAAGGUUUCAAUAUGUUACUGUAUGGCCUGGGAUCCAAACGUACACUUCUUGAAGAUUUCCGUAAAACUCAUCUCUCAGAGCUGUCUCACCUGGUCGUCAAUGGUUACUUCCCAAGCCUUACUAUAAAACAUAUUUUGAAUGCCAUCACAUAUGACAUUCUGGAUUACAAUGGCAGUUUUAAAGGACCGCUGGAUCAGGUGGCUUGUAUACGAAGAGAAAUGGAACAACAAGGUUUUCAAGAUUUCUUCCUUAUAGUACACAAUAUAGAUGGUGCCAUGUUACGAGGAGAAAAAGCACAAAACAUCUUGAGUCUCCUAAGUCAGAUUCCUGGUUUUCACAUUCUGGCUUCUAUAGACCAUAUCAAUGCUCCGUUAUUGUGGGACCAGGGCAAAUGCUGUCGCUACAACUGGCUGUGGCAUGAUGUGACAACAUAUCUACCUUACACAGACGAGACAUCAUACGAAAACUCUCUCCUUGUUCAACAAUCUGGGGCUCUUGCCCUCAGCUCUAUGACCCAUGUCAUGAAGUCACUCACAUCGAAUGCCAAAAGUAUCUUCUUCCUUCUGGCUAAACAUCAACUCUCUAACAAAGACAACAGCACAUAUCUUGGUCUGUCUAUACAGGAGUUGUAUCAGCAGUGUCGAGAGGCCUUCCUUGUUAAUAGUGAUCUCACCCUGCAGGCACAGCUUAUCGAGUUCAGGGACCACAAACUCAUCAAAUCUAAAAAGAGUUUUGAUGGCAUUGAGCAUCUUCUGAUACCAAUAGAUUCUGGAACCUUGGCAGAAUUUAUAGAUCAACAAGAAGAGACCUGAGAAAAUGAACCUCAUUAAAUUAAUAUGAACAAUGGAAUAAUUAUCACUUUCAUAGAUUGGAGGCUGGCAUAUACAUGUAUAUCUGAAUCACUUUCUAACAGAGAUUUGUUUUAUCAGGAACUCCUGGUGUUUUCCGAGAAAGCAACAAGAAAUAUUAAACUAAUAUGGGAGUAUUUUAGAACUGGCCCUAUAUGACAACAGUUUUUAAAGACUAAUUGAUAGCAUCUUGGUCGCUUUAAGGAUAUGGUACAUGUAUACAUAUAUGAAAGUACAUGUACUUGAAACAGUUUCUUGUUCCUGAUGUGCCAGUGAUACAAAUACAUGUAUGAUUGUUAAGUCCAUUAGAUAGUGGACUGGUCACAUCAUCUCUCUCCUCGGUGGUGUUAAGGUAUCGGUACAUCUGUUUAACAAUCGUAAACCAAUCCUUGUUUUCUCUUUAUCUUGAAGUGUUGAAAGAGCUUUUCUCAAAUUCCCUGUUUUCCUUUGGUCUGAGGUAGUUGAUCUGUAUGAACAACAGUGGCCAUCUUACAGAUUUGAAGAGGAUUAUCACUAGUUUGGUGUAUCUCAAAAUGCCAACUGAGUUUAGGCUAUGGUGUGGCAACAGUUGUCUUUAACGGCAAUAUUUGUAUUCACAAUUGACUUCUGAAUAACCAAGAGCACUAGUUGUGAUAUUGUGACACUAUCUUCCUGGGAUGAACACUACAAAAAGUGCAUAAAGAAAUUACCCAUAUUCAAGGUCACAGGUGAUAACUUUGCUUAAACACUUAAAUGAUUUGCUUCUUAAUUUUGCAAGGCUGCUGAUUGUGAACUACACCAGCAUUGAUUCCACUUGUUAGGGUUGUGUGUUCAGCAGGUGCCUAAACGUGUAUGUAUAUGUAUUAGUGUGUGGGUGUCGAAGCAUCAAUGAAAGCUGUACCUGAUGUUCCUGUACAGCUGGACGAGAGUAAAAAAUAAAUGUAAUGAAUUACUGAAAACAUGUUAUUUAUGAAAUGAAAACUUGAACAGAAA